ACCUCAAACCAAAACCCCAACUCCUUUAAACCUUCGUCAAAAACCCUACAACAAAAAGAAAAGGACAUUCAAUUUCUUCAUCCAUUUUCUAAAAUUUCCCCAAAUUGAAACCUCAUUUCGGGAAAAAAAUGAGCUCCAAGCUUUUGGGGUUCCUAAAUCGACUAACUUCAAGGCUAAAUCAAUCUCAAAGUUCAUCAGAAAAAGCCCUAAUUUUGAGCUCAAGCUUCAUCAAUGGUGAAAGGAGCUACCACAUUCGUGCAAAAAAAGGGAGUGAGACGUUGUAUUCGAAGAUAAGCCCGCUUGGAAGUCCCGGAAUCAGCGUGAAGCCGGAGCUUGAUGGUUGGGUUGAUAAGGGCAAGAAUCUUAGCUUCGACGAACUUAUGAGAAUCAUCCAUGAUCUCCGCAAGCGAAAGCGGUUUACUCAAGCUCUCGAGGUUUCAGAAUGGAUGAACGAGAAAGGGGUUUGUAAAUUCACAUCAGUUGAACAUGCAGUACAGUUGGAUCUCAUUGGUAGAGUCCGUGGUUUUCUGUCUGCAGAGAGCUAUUUCAAUAGCUUACCUGAACAAGACAAAACCAAUAAGACAUAUGGCGCUCUUCUUCACUGUUACGCGCGACAACGCCAACUUGAAAAGUCCUUGUCACACUUUCAGAAGAUGAAGGAGAUGGGUUUUGCAUCUACAGCUCUCAAUUAUAAUGUCAUUAUGUGCCUAUACACGAAUCUUGGACAAUACGAGAAGGUUCCUGAGGUGCUAGCUGAAAUGAAGGAAAACAAGGUUUUACCUGAUAAUUACAGCUACAGACUGUGCAUCAAUUCAUAUGGAGCAAAAUCUGAUAUCGAGGCGGUAAAAAACAUUUUGAAAGAAGCAGAGACUCAACCUCACAUGGCAGUGGACUGGAACACCUAUGCAGUUGCUGCUAAUUACUACAUCAAAGCAGGACUCACAGACAACACAAUCGAUGCCCUGAAAAAGGCAGAGGUAAGAGUGGAUACAAAAGAUGGUAUUGCUUAUAAUCAUCUGAUUACUCUUUAUGCCAAAUUAGAAAAGAAGGAUGAAAUUUUAAGGCUGUGGGAACUAGAGAAGAGUGCUUGUAAGAGAUGUAUCAACAGGGAUUAUAUUAACGUGUUGGAAUCACUUGUGAGGAUUGACGCGGUAGAAGCAGCUGAGAAAGUGUUGGAGGAGUGGGAGUUAUCUGAUAAUUGCUAUGAUUUCCGGGUUCGUAAUAUUGUAACUGUAGCUCAUAUAGACAAGGGGUUGCUUGAGAAAGCAGAGGCAAUGCUGUUGACAGAGAAAGAAAAGGGUUCUAGUCCCAACACUUGGGGCUUAUUAGCAGCAAGGUACCUGGAAAAGGGUGAGAUGCAUAAAGCAGUUGACUGCAUGAAGGCAGGUUUAUCAUUUUAUGUUGAGAAUAAGGGUUGGAAAAUUAAUCAACAAGUCAGUUAUAGUCUUCUUAAUUGGAUUGGUGAUGAAGGCAGUGUUGAAGAUGUAGAAUCCUUUGUCAAAUUAUUGAGGAAAGCAGUUCCUGUGAGUAGACAGAUGUAUCAUGCUCUAAUCAAGUCACAUGUUCGAAAUGGGAAGGAUGUGGAUGGGCUUUUGGAGAAGAUGAAGGCUGAUAAAAUAAAGGAAGAUGAAGAGACGCGAAUUAUCCUUAGUACGAUACAACAGAAAGCUUCAUUAUCUGAACCCUUAUGAUAACGCAGUUCACUGAAGCUCGUUGAUUGAUUCAGGCAAUGCAGAUAUUUUCGAGAAUGAGGUGCAUUUUAACUGCAUUUGAAACCGUAAAGAUGCAGUGACAUGUCCCAAUGGUCACAAGCAUUCUUUUAUCAAGGAAUUUACAAACUUUCCCCCUCUUUUUUCUGUAAAAUUUUGAUAAACUUUUCUGAUUUUCUGAUCUUAUUUUCUAGGAGAUAAUCUGAUGUUGUCUAGCCGGAGGAAUGAGCCAAUUACAUGGUUUGUUUUAUUAUCAUGUUGUAGGACACUGAAAUUUUGUAAAUUUGUGGUGUCAAUUAUCUCAAUAAGAAAGAUAAUAUUUUAAAGA
Spinacia oleracea (spinach) is the source of this 2037-nucleotide messenger RNA. RefSeq names its product pentatricopeptide repeat-containing protein At4g21705, mitochondrial. Gene Ontology annotation, cellular component: mitochondrion. The transcript has 2 exons. The record is from RefSeq and is a predicted model, not a curated record. Gene Ontology annotation, molecular function: protein binding. The coding region runs from base 129 to 1691 and encodes 520 amino acids. Lineage: Eukaryota; Viridiplantae; Streptophyta; Magnoliopsida; Caryophyllales; Amaranthaceae.